This is a messenger RNA of Drosophila innubila, 983 nucleotides long. RefSeq names its product 1-Cys peroxiredoxin (gene Prx6a). The transcript has 3 exons. Gene Ontology annotation, cellular component: mitochondrion; cytosol. Gene Ontology annotation, biological process: cell redox homeostasis; cellular oxidant detoxification. The record is from RefSeq and is a predicted model, not a curated record. NCBI's taxonomy places the organism in Eukaryota, Metazoa, Arthropoda, Insecta, Diptera, Drosophilidae. The coding region runs from base 28 to 702 and encodes 224 amino acids. Gene Ontology annotation, molecular function: peroxiredoxin activity.
AUAUUUCAUCAUAAACUUUUCUUCGAAAUGUCGGGCAAAGCUAUUAAUAUUGGUGAUCAAUUUCCUAAUUUCGAAGCUCAGACAAAUGAGGGAAAAAUAGACUUUUAUAAUUGGAUGGGCGACAAAUGGGCCAUUCUCUUUUCUCACCCGGCAGAUUACACUCCAGUGUGCACCACGGAGCUUUCUCGGGUUGCACAAUUAAUGCCGGACUUUGAAAAGCGUGGCGUGAAGCCAAUUGCGUUGUCUUGUGACACCGUGGAAUCCCACAAGGGCUGGAUUGAGGACAUUAAGAGCUAUGCCAAGCUGCCAAGCUUCGAUUAUCCAAUCAUUGCGGAUGAUAAGCGCGAGUUGGCCCUGAAGCUCAAUAUGCUGGACAAGGAUGAGCUGACUGCCGAGGGUAUUCCCCUAACCUGUCGCGCCGUCUUUGUCAUCGAUGACAAGAAGAAGCUGCGUCUUUCAAUUUUAUAUCCAGCCACAACGGGUCGCAAUUUCGAUGAAAUUCUGCGUGUUAUUGACUCACUGAAGCUUACACAGACCAAGAGCGUGGCCACGCCCGCUGACUGGAAACAGGGCGGUCAGUGCAUGGUGCUGCCAACAGUUCAAGCAGCCGAUGUUCCAAAGCUUUUCCCGGACGGGAUUGAGACAAUCGAAGUGCCAUCGGGCAAAGGCUAUUUGCGUAUAACCGCACAGCCAAGAGACUAGAAUGAUUCCAGGACAGCUGAAUUGUGAUUUGUAUUCAUUUUGCAUGAUUUUAUUACAAAAUUAUAAUUAAUAACAAAUGAGCUGUGUUACAACCGAUUGCGACAUUUGCUUGACAAUCAGGCGACGCUUAGGAUCAAAGCAAAAGCGUUCCCAGAACCGGCGAAAUGCACUAAACUUUUAUCUUAUAAGCUAAGAAAUGUAGAUGGGGGAAUGUGGUACAAAUAGCUUAUGUGCUUAUGAUUUUUGUUACUACAACAUAAAUAUACAAAAACAUAAACAUA